Messenger RNA from Phasianus colchicus (ring-necked pheasant), 655 nucleotides. The record is from RefSeq and is a predicted model, not a curated record. NCBI's taxonomy places the organism in Eukaryota, Metazoa, Chordata, Aves, Galliformes, Phasianidae.
CGCUCUGUCGGCCGGUCACGACGUGAGCGACGGCGGCGUGCUGAGCUGCGUGCUGGAAAUGGCCUUCGCUGGGAACUGCGGGAUCCGCGUCGAUUUCAGCACCGCCGCGACGGACAGCGACCCGCUGGCGCUGCUGUUUGCGGAGGAGCCGGGUUUGGUGCUGGAAGUGGAGGAGGGGAGAGCGGCGGCCAUCUUGGAGCGCUACAGGAAGAGCGGCGUCAGCGUCAGCCAUCUUGGCACCAGCGGCCCCAUGGGGCCCAGCGCGGAGGUACGGGGAUAUUAUGGGAUGGCCGCGGGGUCACGUGGGGUAGCCAUGUUGGCAGCCAUCUUGGCAGCCAUCUUGGUAGUCGUGUUGGAGGCCAUGUUGGCAGGCCUGUUGGUGGCCAUGUUGGUGGCCAUGUCGGCAGCCAUAUUGGGUGCCAUGUUGGCAGCCAUAUUGGAAGGCAUAUUGGCAGCCAUAUUGGCAGCCAUAUUGGCAGCCAUGUCGGCAACCAUGUCGGCAGCCAUGUUGGCAGCCAUAUUGGGAGCCAUGUCAUCAGACAUAUUGGCAGCCAUGUCGGCAGCCAUGUCAGCAGCCAUAUUGGAAGCCAUCUUGGCAGCCAUAUUGGAAGCCAUGUCAGCAGUCAUAUUGGCAGCCAUGUUGCCAUAUUGGUAG